Messenger RNA from Cyclocybe aegerita, 1635 nucleotides. The record is from the annotation of a GenBank genome assembly. NCBI's taxonomy places the organism in Eukaryota, Fungi, Basidiomycota, Agaricomycetes, Agaricales, Hemipholiotaceae.
AUGUUCAUUCUUGCACUAGAGGCCGUAGCUCUCUACGGCUUCUCCUGGGUUCUUUGGAAAACCUUUCGACAUUUCUUCGCCAAAUCUGCGCUGGACAACAUACCCGGACCUCCCCCAAAGUCCAUCUGGAAAGGUGUUUUUUCACAAGUCUUCAACGUUGAUGGCUGGAACUUCCACAGGGAGAUGGCGGAAAAAUACGGCAGAGUCAUCAAGUUGACGGCCCUAUUUGGUGAAAGCCAACUAUAUGUCUUCGACCCCAAGGCCCUGCACCACAUCGUUGUCAAGGAUCAGUACAUCUACGAGGAGACUUCGAGUUUCAUUGAAGGAAACAGGUUGAUGUUUGGACAUGGACUUCUGGGAACUCUUGGUGAACAGCAUCGAAAGCAGAGAAAAAUGUUAAACCCUGUAUUUUCUAUUGCUCAUAUGCGCGAUAUGGUUCCUACAUUCUAUAACGUUACGUAUAAGCUUCGGGAUGCUUUUGUGAACAGGGUUCAAAACGGGCCGCGCGAGAUUGAAGUUCUAUCUUGGAUGACGAGAACUGCUCUUGAGCUCGUAGGCCAGAGUGGCUUUGGCUUUUCGUUUGAUCCUUUGACGGACGAUGGCGUCCCCCAUCCGUAUAGCGCAGCGGCUAAACGACUCGUACCGGUUUCCUUCAAAAUGCUCUUUCCUCGGACUUACCUGCUCGCCACACUUGUGAAGAUUGGCACGCCGAAUUUUAGACGGUUCCUCGUCGAUCUUAUCCCGUGGAAAGCUCUUCACGACCUUCGAGACAUUGUUGACGUUCUGCACGACACGUCGGUAGAAAUUAUUGAAUCCAAGAAGAAGGCUCUCGCAGAAGGUGACGAAUCUGUGGCCAACCAGAUUGGACAAGGCAAAGAUAUCCUCAGCAUCCUCUUGAAGGCAAACAUGACUGCUUCAGAAGCCGAUAAGUUAUCCGAAGCGGAAAUGUUAGGUCAGAUGUCGACUCUUACGUUCGCGGCUAUGGAUACAACAUCCUCGGCAUUGUCGCGCAUCCUCUGGCUUCUAGCGAACCACCAGGAUGUGCAAGAUAAACUAAGGGCUGAAGUUCGAGAAGCUGGAAAGCAAGGAGACCUGGCGUACGACGACCUGGUCAAUCUUCCUUAUCUUGAUGCCGUAUGCCGGGAAAAUCUCAGACUAUACCCGCCUGUCUCUGUUCUCGCAAGAACCACUCGGCAGGACGUCGUUUUGCCUCUUGGGACGCCUAUCAAAGGUGUAGAUGGCCGAGAAAUACACGAAAUCCCAAUUCCCAACAACACGAAUGUAAUCAUUAGCAUUUUGGCUUCGAACAGGAAUCCAGAGGUUUGGGGACCAGAUUCCUACGAUUGGAAGCCGGGAAGGUGGCUCCAACCGUUGCCUGACACUGUCAUUCAGGCGCAUAUUCCGGGAAUCUAUUCGCAUCUCAUGACUUUCCUCGGCGGUGGAAGAGCUUGCAUCGGCUUCAAGUUCUCUCAGUUGGAAAUGAAGGUUGUAUUGUCGAUCUUGGUUGCGUCUUUCAAAUUCUCUCCCUCAGAUAAAGAGGUACUGUGGAAGAUGAAUGGAAUUGCCACACCAACGACUGCAGACAAUGAGACGGUUCUUCCUCGACUCCCGCUGGUGGUCGAACGCGCUGCCUGA